GUUGGGGGCGUCCCGCAUCUAAGGCAGGAAGAUGGUGGCCGCAAAGAAGACGAAGAAGUCACUGGAGUCGAUCAACUCUAGGCUCCAGCUGGUUAUGAAAAGUGGAAAGUACGUGCUGGGGUACAAACAGACUCUGAAAAUGAUCAGACAAGGCAAAGCGAAACUGGUCAUCCUCGCCAACAACUGCCCAGCCUUGAGGAAAUCUGAAAUAGAGUAUUACGCCAUGUUGGCCAAAACUGGUGUCCAUCACUACAGUGGCAAUAAUAUUGAAUUGGGCACAGCAUGUGGAAAAUACUACAGAGUAUGCACACUGGCUAUCAUUGAUCCAGGUGAUUCUGAUAUUAUUAGAAGCAUGCCAGAACAGACUGGUGAAAAGUAAAUCAUGUACAAUUUUUCUUUAAUAAAACUGGCCAGAGCUUGUUUUAAAAACACUGUA
Molecule: messenger RNA, 436 nt
Organism: Budorcas taxicolor (takin)
Lineage: Eukaryota; Metazoa; Chordata; Mammalia; Artiodactyla; Bovidae
Gene: RPL30
Product: ribosomal protein L30
Exons: 4
Coding region: 32-379 (115 amino acids)
Cellular component (GO): cytosolic large ribosomal subunit
Molecular function (GO): structural constituent of ribosome; RNA binding
Source: RefSeq, a predicted model, not a curated record